This is a messenger RNA of Amoebophrya sp. A120, 2165 nucleotides long. The record is from the annotation of a GenBank genome assembly. Lineage: Eukaryota; Dinophyceae; Syndiniales; Amoebophryaceae.
GUCUCAUUGUCAUUCUCAGCAAAGGAACGGCUCUGCUUCGUUUUUUAUUCGUGCAGCACCUUCGUGACCAGAAAAUUGCGUCCAGAAAUGCUUGCGCUUCUUCGAAAGUUGCUUGGGCUAUUCUGCGGGACAACUGGACACGUUCGACCCAAUUGCCGUCGAACAGUCGGUCUUUUGCCUCAUCAAUUCUUCUCUGCGGUCGACAGCGUGUGAAGAUUCCAUCGACGACUGGAAAUAUUGGUGUGGCAGCAACUCCACCUACGCAAAGCCAAAUGAAAAAUCCGGGCAGUACGUCGACUCUGUCCCGGAUCGAUUUUGUAGUCCUGAAAGUUACAACAUCACGACCGGCGGUGCAGUGGAUGAGGGUAGUGGUGGUGGUGGUGGUGGUGGUGGAGCUGGAGGCGCAACUUCUGCCACAAGGUCAGGAGCACGAGCAGAGAAGAAUGAAAACAGCAGCAGCAGUAGUAACUCUUCUUCCUCCACCACACAAUCUUCGCGCGAGAUGAAUGAGGUGAUAUCGCUUGUAGUUGGCUUUUGCUUCGUUGUAGGCAUCGGGCUCAUCGUACAGCAUCUGCUGAGUCGACAUCGAGGGGGUCCACCACAGGAGCAAGACGCAGGACAAGGCGGGUCAUCGAAUGCAGGUGAAGACGAAAGCCCCGAUGGAUCAGGAAGAAGAAGAAAUGUUGACGAUGAAAAGACCACUGAAGCGGCACCUGCGAACAAGAAUAAGAAAAGCAAGCCGGGCAGCAGGAAUAAGCACGACGAUCCCGCCUUGUCUUCCUCCGAAAGUGACGGCGAGGACGUUCUUACCGGCUCCUACCAGGCUCAUUUGCAGGGGUCUUUGACGGAUAAGAACAAGCCCGUCCUUCGACCCGCUUCCAGCCACCAGUUUCGGAAACAAAAUGAAGCGGCGGUGCGCCAGGGCAUGUUGCAAGAUCACAACGCGUAUCAACUGCAAAAAUGUCUGGGUCUGGAAGAAUGCCAGACUUGUCAUGCAGGUUUUCCAUGACCCAUGAGGUCUGGCAUGAAGGACAUAGCAGGAGAGAUUCUGUGAGAGUUCUACCAUGCCUAUCCUGCAUGAGAAACUGCCUCUCGAUUAGGUCAAAAGUGGACAGCUUUUGGUAAUCAUGCAACACAGAUUUUUACACGAUUCAGAUUUAGCAUGACAAGGUGCAGCUUUGUUCCAGACCCAGACACUUGUACAUUUGAUAACGCGAAGGCGGCAGGAGUGAAACUGACUGAUCACGUAUCGGAGGAAAGACAAAAUAAAGUGUGUUUGUGUGAACAAUCCUGAAGCACGAUAUGUACUAAACCUCGCUGUGAUCAUGAUGUUCUUGACGACAGCUGCAAAAUAUACCUUUCAUGGUGCUGCGCAGAUAGUCAUAGUUGUACCCUAAAACUUGUCGAGGAAAAGGAAAACUACACCGUCGAACGGUUACAACCCGACAAGAAUGCAUGAAACGCAUGCACGACCGUGACCAUGUCCAUGCAAUCAUCUUGUUGUUGUUGCAUGUUCAGCAUCACAAAGUCCACACACGAAAAUCUUUUUUUCUUCCAUACCAGGGUUCCAUCGCAUUUUCGGCAACUUCGCUCCAGAUGGGGAGUGCGAGUACGUCUAGUAUUAUGCAAAAAGAACGCAUCAAAGAACGUGAUGUCCCCUACUAGUACUCAUGUACAAAAUGCAUCACAAAUUCCGAUGUCAAGGCAAUCAUACUUGUCAUGCUGAAUAAAUUUUUUUCAAGCAACGCAAUAAAUCAAAAUUUUGUCAUGCAGACACCUCCUUCGCAUUUGUACACGUAGUACGGGAAUUACUGCACUGUGGAUAUUAAGUAUCGGGACGAAGAGCUUUGAGCCGAGAGCCAGCAGCGGCCUGGCUCAGUUGGACACGUUUGGAAAAUCGACGCAGGACCUGUUGAAGCGCGGUGCGGGAGGAGUCGUGAACAGAUGAUCGUGAGACAGAUUAGGAACAUGAAGAUGAAGCAACGUUCGUUUGUUGUAUAGCUGCCGCUGCGCAACAGGACCACCAGCCACGAGGAACACGAUUGAGACUUUUUCAAAGCUCUUCGAUGUCGUAACCCAGAUAAGUAGAAUCUUCUUUUGUUGUAGCUGUUCUAUGUUCUCCACCUGCUGCACAGCCACAAGGUAGAGGUCCGCCUUAUCCCAAG